Molecule: messenger RNA, 1137 nt
Organism: Pyrenophora tritici-repentis Pt-1C-BFP
Lineage: Eukaryota; Fungi; Ascomycota; Dothideomycetes; Pleosporales; Pleosporaceae
Source: RefSeq, a predicted model, not a curated record
AUGUUCGAGAUACUAUCCGCACGCUCCGACAUCGACCAUCCCAUUUGUGUAGAAUGUACCGAGCUCCUCAUAGACGGCCUACAGAAGCGACUGGGCGUGGCGACCCGCGAGCGUGACGCAUACGUCGACUACCUGCGCCGGGCCAAUACGGACGUGCCGAGCGCCGAAGAAGUCAAAGCCGCCGAAGCCGCACUCAAGGCCGCGAAGAAGGCCGAAAGUACUGCGAUCACCCAGCUCGAGAACCUGGAAGCGGAGAAGGCGGACCUAGAUGCCCAGCUGGCUGCCUUGGAAACCGAGGCUCGUAUACUAGAUCUGGAGGAGAGCGAGUUCUGGAAGAGUCGGAAUGCCUUCAACUCAACCUUGACCGAGUUCCAGAACGAGCGCGACGCUCUUGCCACGCGAUAUGCACAUGAUGCACAGAUACUGAGCCAGCUACAGAGGAGAAGCGUAUACAACGAUACCUUCAAUAUCACACAUGAUAACCACUUUGCCACAAUCAACGGUCUGCGUCUAGGCCGCUUACCCAACCCCUACGUCGACUGGCCCGAGAUCAACGCAGCAUGGGGCCAAACAUGCCUCCUCCUGGCUACUCUGGCUGAGCGGUUGGGCUACAAGUUCGAUGGCUACGAACUGUGCCCCAUGGGAUCGACAUCCACCAUAACACGUGUAGAAACAAAAGGCGGGGUACCGGGCACGGAAUCGACACGUCAACAAGCACAAUCUACCACCAGCACCAGCACCGCAGCAAACUCACCGCAAGUGUUAAAACACCGGCUAGAACUAUAUUCCUCGGGCGACUUCCCCAUAAACUUUGGUUUCUUACAUAGGAAGUUCGAUACCGCCAUGGUCGCUUUUCUGGAAUGCCUCCGCCAACUCGGCGAUUUUGUUGAGAACACGGCUCCCAACAACGCUGCUGCUGGAGGUAGCAUGGGUAUAGGGGGCCCUGGUAUCGGCGGGCCCGGUGGGGUCAAGAUGCCGUAUGAGAUACGCAAAGAUCGUAUUCAUGAUCAGAGUAUCAAGCUUGCUUUGAAUAAAGAUGAGGGCUGGACAAAGGCGUGCAAGUAUACCCUCACGUGCUGCAAGUACUUGCUUGCACAUGCGAACAAUGUUGAGAGUAUGGGGGCGAGAAGGAGGUAG